CUUGGAUGGUCCGUCAGUGGCUGGGAGGAGGUGUUAACACGUACGGCGAAGCUGAAGAUGCCAGGGGCUGGUCCAUGGGUGUGAGCCGACUGGAUGUAUUCUACCGAAGGCUGCUCCUCACCAAACUCUUUAUUGGGGGAUGGGGGAAGCCUGAAGACCUCAAGAGAAUCUUUGAGUUUCGAAAGAUAAUUGGAGACAGAGAGAAGUGCAAGUCUCUGGUACCUAAGGACUAUCCCGUUUAUAUAAACAAGACAGAGGAGCUUGCUGACUGUCAUGUCCAAGAGGGCUUCUUUAUCUCUCCUCUGGAGCAUUUGGUUCCUGGGAUCCUGCCACAGGAGGCUAUAAAGGCCAGGUUCCAGUUUAUAGUUCCUAAGAGAUGGCAGAAGAACAGACCAGUAUGUAUCCACUUAGCUGGGACUGGAGACCAUUUCUUCUGGCGCCGGCGGACCCUGAUGGCUCGGCCCAUGAUCAAAGAGGCAGGAAUGGCUUCAUUACUGCUGGAGAACCCUUAUUAUGGCUAUCGAAAACCCAGAGACCAACUACGAUCCAGUCUAAAAAAUGUGUCGGACCUGUUUGUGAUGGGCGGGGCUUUGAUCCUGGAAUCAACAGUACUGCUUCGUUGGCUGGAGAGAGAAGGAUACUGGCCCCUGGGAAUGACUGGCAUCUCUAUGGGAGGAUAUAUGGCGUCCCUGGCAGUGACCAACUGGCCCAAACCCAUCCCUCUGAUUCCCUGUUUGUCCUGGUCCACAGCCUCCAGUGUGUUCACCACGGGUGUGCUGAGUAAAGCAGUGAACUGGACACAGCUGGAGAAGCAAUACGCAAUUAAUUCGAGGUAUGAAGAGGAGAUCAUCAAGCUGCUGGAGUACUGUGGGGCUGAUUCCUUUAAGAUGGGUCCCAAACUUCUAACGAAUGUGGAAGAGCAUUUCCACGACCUGUCUAAAGACCACAAACUGUCAGUGACCCAGUACACCAGAGUGGACGGAGGAAGUGACUAUGGUGGGGCCACAGACGGAGCAGAGCAUCUGUUAUCGCUGGGGAACAGUGUUGGCGCAAACUUUGAAACUCUGCCAACAACUCUUAGUGGAUAUAACACACACGGGAGAAAGACUGAUCCUGCCGAAUGUUGUCGGCCAUCUUUACACAAAGAAUCUAUAAGUUUCAUGAAGGGAGUGAUGGAUGAGUGUACACACAUGGCCAACUUCUCUGUUCCUGUAGAUACCAGUCUCAUCAUUGUCGUCCAGGCCAAAGAGGAUGCAUAUGUGCCCCGAACAGGAGUCCUCAGUCUGCAGGAGAUCUGGCCAGGCUGUGAAGUCAGAUAUCUGAAAGGAGGACACAUCAGUGCAUACCUAUUUAAACAGAAUAUAUUCAGACAGGCCAUAUAUGAUGCCUUUGACAGAUUCUGCGUGAAGUAUCCCAACCUGCACUAGCCACUGGAGGCCAGACUGGACGUUUGCCUUCACGACUCUAAAUGUGGCAGCUGAGAUCUUUUCUUCUGAGGCACGACGUGUGACAUUUACAGGGUAGCCUCAGAGAAGGUGGAGCUGAGCACGACUCUUCCUGUUUGUAUAAGGGUGUGUGAUCUAGGUGUGCAACAAACCUCACCGUGCAUAACUGAAACUGUAGCAGUUUUAAAAUGUUAUGUGUUGGCUGUGAAAGAAACAUCCAGGUCUCUAGUUUCAGUUUGAUAACUGCUGGUAAUCAUUAAUAGCACUGUGUGUUUUCCAGUUUUUAUUGGUCCUGUAUCACCAGGCUGCAAGUGUCCUGCUGUAUUCCACUUCUCUUCCUUAUCUGACACAACCUUGGAUGUGAUACACGAGCCCGAGCCAUUCCAUAUGAAAUCACAGAGAGGUUCCUCAGAAUUGGCCAGUUUAUUUUGGACUAACUUUAGCAUAUUUGAUGAAAAUUGUUACGAUUGUACAGGUCCCUGAAAUUCUUAGGAGUUGGUUGAAAUCUGGCGCUUUUUUAUUUUCUCGUAAUUUUGAUGCUCAUGCUUAAAUUUUCGAUGAUCACAUGAACUUUUCUGGGCUGAAAGAAACAUUGAGUACGAGAUGUGGGAUAAAACACUGGGGGAACGCCGGGGUCAGGCGGACGCACUCGAUCGAUUUUUCCCUGGAAUGUUGUCCUGAUGUCACAUGAAUAAAAUUUAAAGGAGGCUGAAGUAAAUGUUAAAUUACAACAAAGAUCAAGUAUGAUGGUAACCCAAAAAGAAUGUAAUAAAAGUUGAACAAAUGUUGUGCCGCUUUGUUCUGUGUCCACUGUGACUGGUGGACUUUGAGGUUAACUGGCUUCACUGUGUUUGCUGUGCUGCUAACACACGUGUAAAAUGGAAACAAAUAAAUCUCCUUUCUGACAGUUUCA
Messenger RNA from Pelmatolapia mariae (spotted tilapia), 2358 nucleotides. It is a transcript of the gene abhd18, whose product is annotated as abhydrolase domain containing 18. The transcript has 14 exons. NCBI's taxonomy places the organism in Eukaryota, Metazoa, Chordata, Actinopteri, Cichliformes, Cichlidae. The record is from RefSeq and is a predicted model, not a curated record. The coding region runs from base 6 to 1427 and encodes 473 amino acids.